AUGGCAUUCGUGUCUCUCCCUCCCGAGAUCCAUGCUCGAAUUAUCUUCUACGUCCCCUCAAUCCUCGAUCUAGCCGCCCUGUCGCAGUCAUGCCGUGCACUACACUCCCUGUGCGACAUGAAAACGCGCGAGCGGUUUUACCGGAUGCGUGUCUAUCCUAAUGACACCAGCAUUAACGAGACGUUUGGUUUGCUGAUGGGGAUCCUCAAACAGCGUAGACUGGGCUAUUACGUGCGCGAAAUUGAGCAAUACUGGAGGCCCAGCAGCGAGCUUCCCUAUAUAGAGAAAGAAGAGCAGCGCGACCUUAGCACGAACGAAAAGAAUCUCAUUCGCGUGGCUGUGCAGAGGGCGGGCUUUGUCGGUCCCCAGGAAAGCGCCAUCAUCAAUAUGCUCAUGCAAAACACCACGCAGGGUGCACAUAGCAUCAAGAGCUAUUCUCGAUCUGGAAUUGGCCCCGGUCGGAUUCUGGGAACCUUCAUCGCACAAGCAUUGGCCGCGAUUAUUAUCUCGGUAUCGCCUAGUCUGGAGGCUUUGGCGAUAGCGCAGCCCUUCGAAUCGCAUUACCGAUUCUACUUAGACGCCGAGAAAUGGCCUCGAGAUUCGUAUGUCGACCAUCCCCUCGAUCGGCUUCUGCGUCGGGCCAAUGCAGACCCGGCCAACACCCCAUUUCUCCAAAAUCUUCGCAAAGUGUAUAUGAUAGUUGACGAAGUAAGGCCAGUUGAUGACAGGCGCUUCUACACCUACGUCGACUUCACUGAUUGCAUGACACUCUUCGACCACCUCCCGUCCAUUGAAUCGAUAGGCUCGGAUGCCCUCGGAGAAGACGAGAAUGACAACUCGCGCCUAGUGUCGGGAUCAUCCAAUAUUAGCAAAAUCUAUCUCAACCACUGCGCCCUUGGAACACCCUACCUUGCCUACGUCAUCCAAUCCAGCAAGGCCUUACGAGAAUUCCAGUAUACCAUCGGCGGCCGAGGGGUCUUGGGUGGAUCGUCCUCCUUGUUCAAUGUCAAAACCUUCAUCAAAUCAAUAUGCCCACACAAAGACACGCUAGAAGUCCUUGAUAUCGAUGCCGAGUCACAUAUUUUCUACUUAGGCGCCUUUCAUGAGGAAGAGGGUCUUGUCGACCAGGUAAUUGACGAAAUAACGGACUUCUACAGGGACGAAGAGGAUGAGAAGCAAGAGUUCCUCCGGUCCUUCUGGGGAAACAGCGGCUCUCUGAAAGAUUUUCGCGCUUUGAAGCGAUUGAGCCUAGGAAUCGGGUUUUUGCUGUAUUUUGCGAAGGGGGUCGGCGAGACGGACGAGAAAAGGGAACCGGUCAUGCUACCGGAUGGUCUACCUAAGAGUCUGGAGUACCUUUGUAUUCGGGGAUACGAGAGGGGAGAGUGUGAGAAGUGGGAUGCGCAUAUCGAUGCCUUAGUGGCAUUCUACAAGUCCGGUUUGUCGAAGCUUAAGGAGAUCAGGGGGAUUUAGACAACGAUCCCCAAUGCCCGAGAUGUGAAACGACCUGAUGAUAACGAGGAUUCAUUGUGGACUCUGAAACAUGCCGGAUAUGCGCUUUGAAGAAGGCUCAGCCGAGCGGAGACGGGCAACGAGGCGAGAGAAUUCAUAGUAAGAGUAUUUCCACUCAGUUACUGAAGAACGAGUGAAGGGGUUACAACAGCUGACGGCGAUGUUUCGAUGCGUUCAUUUCUGCAAAAUUAUUGCCCGUUGUCGCCGUCCAUUUUGGCCGCCGAAGUUCAUUCUUGCUGACGCCUGGCUACAUUGCCUUAUUACUCGUCUACUUCUCCAUGCUUUCUUCUAAUUGGUGCUCUGCCGCUUCAUCUUCCUUCGUCCUUAAAUAUUG
This is a messenger RNA of Penicillium brasilianum, 1843 nucleotides long. NCBI's taxonomy places the organism in Eukaryota, Fungi, Ascomycota, Eurotiomycetes, Eurotiales, Aspergillaceae. The record is from the annotation of a GenBank genome assembly.